GCAAAAAGUGGAGCAGGUUUGAAAGUUGGAACCGUACUCACCCUGUUUGCGGCCUGCACCUGCUGCGUUUCGCUCAUCUCUGAAGCCAUAUUUCGCUGGAAGCUAGCUUCUGCCCCCAGCCCCUUGGCGGAUCACGUGGCCAUGGAAGAAACCGGCGCCGGCGACCAGGAGAUCGUGGUGUUCCCAUGGCUGGCGUUCGGGCACAUGAUCCCGUUCCUCGAGCUCUCCAAGCGCCUUGCCGCGAGGGGCCACUCGAUCGCCUUCGUCUCCACACCCCGGAACAUCGCCCGGCUCCCGCCCGUUCCGGCGGACCUAUGCGAUCGCCUCCGGUUCGUGGCGCUGCCGCUGCCGCGCGCCGACGGGCUCCCCGAGGGCGCCGAGUCCACGGCCGACGUGCCGCCGGGGAACCACGAGCUCCUCAAGAAGGCCUUCGACGGCCUGGCCGCCCCGUUCGCGGCCUUCCUCGCCGGCCGCGCCAGGAAGCCGGACUGGAUCGUCCACGACUUCUGCCACCACUGGAUCCCGCCCAUCGCCCGCGAGCACAACGUUGCCGGCGCCGCGUUCCUGGUGGCCUAUCCGGCCUUCGUCGCCUUCCUGGGCUCGCCGUGGGCCAACGCCGAGCACCCGCGGGUGGGCUUAGAAGACUUCCUCGUCCCUCCCAAGUGGAUCCCCUUCCCGUCCAACAUCGCCUACCGCCGCCACGAGGCUAAGUUGCUCGCCGGCACCUUGGCUUCGACCGCGUCCGGUGUGGACCGCACCUCGCAGACGUACGAGGGCUGCCGGCUCGCCAUCUACCGGAGCUGCGACGAGGCCGUCGAGCCCCGGGUUCUCGCGCUUCUCGCCAGUCUCUUCCGCAAGCCCGCCAUCCCCGCCGGGAUCCUGCAGCCACCGUCCGGCACCGCCGAAGAAGGAAACCAGAGCGGUUCUUCGCGUCACGAGGUCCUGCGGUGGCUCGACGGCCAGCCUCCGAGAUCCGUGAUCUACGUGGCGUUGGGGAGCGAGGCGCCGCUGACGGAGAAGAACCUGCGGGAGCUCGCGCUCGGGCUGGAGCAAGCCGGGGUGCGCUUCCUCUGGGCUCUACGGAAGCCGGCCGGAUCAAUGUUUACCAGCGCGCACAACGACGAGGCGGCGCCGUUGCCGGCCGGGUUCGAGGAGCGGGUGCAGGGGCGCGGGCUGCUGUGGGCGGGGUGGGUGCCGCAGGUGGAGGCGCUGGCGCACGGCGCGACGGCGGCGUUCCUGACGCACUGCGGGUGGGGAUCCACCGUGGAGAGCUUCGCGUUCGGGCACCCGCUGGUGAUGCUCCCGUUCACCGUCGACCAGCCGCUCGUCGCCCGGGCCAUGGCGGAGAAGGGGAUCGGCGUGGAGGUCGCGAGGGAGGAGAACGACGGCUCGUUCCACAGAGAUGGCGUCGCGGCGGCGGUGCGCCGUGUUAUGGUGGAGGACGAAGGGGAGGUGUUUGCGAGAAAUGCCAAGAAGAUGCAAGCGGUUCUCGCGGACCAGGGGCGGCAGGAAAGGUAUGUUGACGAGCUUGUCAAGCACCUGAGACGCUGCAAAGACGGCUGCUGGUAAUGGCGGCCUGCCGUCGCCGCCGACGACUCCGGCUGCUGCUGGGCGUCAUACUUUUCGUACGUCGGAAAUCGGAUUGCAAUGCAUUGUGAAAUGCGACUCAUUGUUCGGUUUGGAAAAUAAAAAUGGUACUCAUUGUUGUGCACGAA
Brachypodium distachyon (stiff brome) is the source of this 1715-nucleotide messenger RNA. RefSeq names its product putative UDP-rhamnose:rhamnosyltransferase 1. The transcript has a single exon. NCBI's taxonomy places the organism in Eukaryota, Viridiplantae, Streptophyta, Magnoliopsida, Poales, Poaceae. The coding region runs from base 142 to 1569 and encodes 475 amino acids. The record is from RefSeq and is a predicted model, not a curated record. Gene Ontology annotation, molecular function: UDP-glycosyltransferase activity.